Messenger RNA from Closterium sp. Naga37s-1, 1467 nucleotides. NCBI's taxonomy places the organism in Eukaryota, Viridiplantae, Streptophyta, Zygnematophyceae, Desmidiales, Closteriaceae. The record is from the annotation of a GenBank genome assembly.
AUGGUUGGUAGCACGGGCACGGUUCCUGGGACUGCUGGCACAGGCGCGGGGUAUAAGCCCGCGUGGGCGGAGUCAGGCGGGGCGAGCGCGGCAGGCGGGGGGGAUGGGCGCGGGCGGGGGUGGUCCGGGGAGGGGCACCUGGUUUCCCCGCCCUCGAGUAUGAAUUCGUCCCCUGUGGCAACUCCGCAGCACCAGCAGCAGCACCAGCACACGCGUCUGGCCUACCCUGAGUAUUACCAGACAUCGGGCAGGGCAGGAAGCGGGGAGGCGGGGGGAGUGCUGCUAGCGGGCGCGGCCAGCGCCGCGUAUGUGCACGGGCGCGGCAGAGGAGGCGCGGUUAUGCGGGACUAUCCGGGGGAGCUGGCGGCGGCGGAGGCGGCUAUAGAGGAGCUGCAGCGGGACUGCGACCAGAGGGCUGAUAUUGCGAUAGGGGAGUUGAAAGGGGAGAGGGAUCAGCUUCAGGAGGAGCUGAACCAGCUGCGGAUGGGGCGGGGAGGCGGGGAAGUGGGCGGCGGGGGGAUGGGGGAGGGGAGCGAGUGGAGCAUGGGCGGACCCGGGGGCAUGCGCGGGGGGAUGGGGGGCGGCAGGGAGGUGGAGAUGCUGAUGGAAGAGGUGGAGUAUCUCAAGGGCACGGUUGAUAGCUUAUCAGCGCAGCUGGAGGUGUUUCAACGGAUAACAGCUCCAACAGAAGGUGAAGAACUGGAGAAAGAAGCGCAGGAGCUCACAGCAGAGAGUCUUGAGCUAGCUACGGAAUUGAACACGGCGAAUAAGGAGGCUGAGCAGAAGGAGGUGUUGAUCGAGCAGCUGAAGCAGGAGUUGGUCGCGGCUAGGGGUGGGAGAGGGCUUCCGGCGAGUAUAGCGCAGCUGCUACAGACGACGAAACCCAAGCCGAAGCCGUACCAGCCUGUGCAGCUGCGGCAGCAGCGCCCGGCGCCGCCCCCGCCUCCUGCUCCCCCUGCCCCGUGCCUGUGUCCGAAAUGCUCUGAGCCGUCCGCCCCUGCGCUCUGCGCGAAAGGUUGCGGUGAGGGCUGUGAGCAGCGAGGGCGGCAGCAGCGUGUCCGAGGAAGAUGCGCGGAAGCUGCAGGCGCGCGUGCAGGAGCUGCUGGAGCAGCUGCGGGUGCAGCGGCGGAGGCGCAGGCCGCCAAGGAGGAGGUGGUGCAGCUGCGCAGCAAGGUGCGCGUCACUGAAAUGGCCACCCAGCGCGCGAAUGACAGGCUUAGCAUCUUAGAGGAGUAUGAACGGAGGGCUAGGGAGGUGGAGGCGGAGUUGGAAAGUACCAAGAAGCUGCUGACGGCGGGCGGCGGGCGAGGGAGGAGGCGGAGGAGGAGGCAUGAGCUAGAGGUGGAGCAUUUGAAGGAGGCGCGGGCUGACGGACGUGGAGAGUCAGCUGACGAGGUAUGUGGAGGAGGUGGGGGGGGCGGCUGGAGAAGAAGUGUGCUGAUGAGGACAGGCAGGAAAAGAUCUUGA